Messenger RNA from Gadus morhua (Atlantic cod), 1718 nucleotides. RefSeq names its product trimethyllysine hydroxylase, epsilon (gene tmlhe). The record is from RefSeq and is a predicted model, not a curated record. Lineage: Eukaryota; Metazoa; Chordata; Actinopteri; Gadiformes; Gadidae. Gene Ontology annotation, molecular function: trimethyllysine dioxygenase activity; iron ion binding. Gene Ontology annotation, cellular component: mitochondrion. Bases 208 to 1560 code for a protein of 450 amino acids. Gene Ontology annotation, biological process: carnitine biosynthetic process. The transcript is spliced from 8 exons.
AAUGGUAUCGGCCGGCACGCAGCCAAAUGGAAUGCCGUUCGUUGACCUGCGGGUAUCUCUCACUCGCCGUUGAAACCCCUGUGCGUGUUUGGCCGUGAAGCUACGGUUAACAGUCGCGAAUAGGUGGUUCCUAUUAAGGUUGGCCUGAAACCGAAUUAAAACCACUCACACAACUUGUGACGCGUGUUCCUGAGUCCCCGCGGCACGAUGGCCGGGCUGCUCAGACAUCUGCUACAGAACAUCAGACUUGUGUCCUCUUUUGGAAAGUCUCAUACUAAAGGCGCAUAUUCUCAGAAAAGACAUCUCGCCUCUACCACGACGACCCUUUACGAUUGGCGCGCCGCGGAUGAGUAUGUUGAGAUCAGCCAUGGAGAUGCGGUGAUGCAGUUUGACUAUGUCUGGCUGCGGGAUACAUGUCGCUCUGCCGCCUCUUACAACCCCAAGACCAGCCAGAGAAUCCUCGACACAGCAAGUAUUGAUUUGAACAUCCGUCCUGCACAAACCAAGGUAACGGACGGGCACCUCUCACUCACAUGGCCAGACGGUCACGUGACCUCCUACAGUCUGAGCUGGUUGGCCGAGCACAGCUACCAGGUCAAAACGAGGACGGUGCUGCAGAACCGCGUGUUGUGGAACCGCGACACCUAUGACGCGGCGCAGGUGCCGUCCGCGCGCUGGGAAGAGUUCAUGAGCAGCGAGGCGGAACUCAGGAGCUUCGUGCAGAACUUUCUCCUCUACGGGAUUGCCUUCGUGGACGGCGUGCCGGCCAGCGUGGAGGCCACGGAGGCGGUGUCUGAGAGAGUCAGCAUCAUCAGGGAGACCCUGUACGGGAGGAUGUGGAGCUUCACCUCUGACCUAUCCCGGGGAGACACCGCCUACACCACCCAGGCGCUGGACAGACACACGGACACCACCUACCUCCACGAGCCCUGUGGGGUGCAGGUGUUCCACUGCCUGCAGCAUGACGGGACGGGGGGCCGCACGCUGCUGGUGGACGGGUUCCACGCGGCCCACAAGGUUCUGGAGGAGUCCCCGGAGAGCUUCCAGGUGCUCUGCCGGGUGCCCAUCAGGCACGAGAACAUCGAGGCCGAGGGGGGCCACCGGAACCACCUGGUGGGCACGGGGCCGGUGCUCAGCGCUCACCCCUGGAACCGGGAGCUCUACAUGAUCAGGUACAACAACUACGACCGCGCGCCGAUCGACACGGCGCCCCCGGAGGAGGUCCGGCGCUGGUACGCGGCUCACCGCCUGCUGACCGCCCGGCUUCGGGACCCCGGGAACGAGCUCUGGGUCAAGCUGACGCCCGGGAGGGUGGUGUUCAUUGAUAACUGGUGUUUGUUGGUUCCUCAGGUGGUGUUCAUUGAUAACUGGUGUUUGUUGGUUCCUCAGGUGGUGUUCAUUGAUUACUGGUGUUUGUUGGUUCCUCAGGUGGUGUUCAUUGAUAACUGGCGCGUUCUGCACGGUAGGGAUUCCUUCACGGGCCUCCGGCGGGUGUGCGGCUGCUACCUGCCCCGCGACGACCUGCUCAGCACGGCCCGCGCCCUGGGCCUGCUCGCCUGACGGGGGGCCCUCACCUGCGACCCCCGCUGCACCCACAACCACACCAUACACCACCCACAACCACACCCUAGUCCACACCAUACACCACCCACAACCACACCCUAGUCCACACCAUACACCACCCACUGCACCCACAACCACACUAGUCCCCACCACAC